Emericellopsis atlantica is the source of this 2451-nucleotide messenger RNA. RefSeq names its product MOSC N-terminal beta barrel domain-containing protein. The record is from RefSeq and is a predicted model, not a curated record. Gene Ontology annotation, biological process: Mo-molybdopterin cofactor biosynthetic process. The transcript is spliced from 2 exons. Gene Ontology annotation, molecular function: pyridoxal phosphate binding; molybdenum ion binding; molybdenum cofactor sulfurtransferase activity. The coding region runs from base 1 to 2451 and encodes 816 amino acids. Lineage: Eukaryota; Fungi; Ascomycota; Sordariomycetes; Hypocreales; Bionectriaceae.
AUGGAGGUAGAUUUCCCCUGGAGGCAGGCCGACGAGUACGAUGAGGGUAUUGAACGCAUGCGCAAGAUCGAAUACCCCAUGCUGCAGGAUGCCACAUACCUUGAUCAUGCGGGAACUACCCUGCCGGCAAAGUCUUUCAUGGAGACCUUUGCGCAAGACAUGAUCUUGAACCUCUAUGGAAAUCCACAUUCUGCCUCUGGCCCAUCGCAGCGUUCAGCCGACCGCAUCGAAAAUGUGCGGUCACGGCUCCUUACCUUAUUCAACGCUGAUCCGAGUGAAUACGAUCUGGUCUUCGUCUCCAACACUACAGCUGGCGUCAAACUUGUGUCGGAAGGCAUGAGAUCAUUGCCCGGUGGAUUCAACUUUGCCCAUCACCAGGCGUGUCAUACCAGCCUCGUUGGUGUUCGCGAAGAAGCUCAACAUGCUCGCUGCUUUGAUGACGAAGACGCUGAACAGCUUCUUCAGGGGGGCGCGUCGUUAUUUGAUGAUUGCGCGGACACUCCGGAUACACUCGUGGCGUUCACUGCUCAGUCCCAUUUUGACGGGAAACGAUAUCCUCUCACAUGGGCCAGAGACAUCAGAGACUGCUCUCCUGCCAGUCAGUCUCGAACUUAUACUCUCCUCGAUGCGGCGUCCCUGGCCGCAACAUCGCCACUCGAUCUCAGUGACCAUGACCGCGCCCCUGAUUUCACAGUCUUAAGUCUGUACAAACUAUUCGGGUUUCCUGACGUGGGUGUUCUCAUCGUUCGCCUGGCGGCUGGAUCCGUCUUUUCUCGAAGAAAGUACUUUGGAGGGGGAACCGUGGACAUGGUUAUCACUGGAAAGGAACAAUGGCACGCGCCCAAAAUGGAUCUCCUCCACGAACGUCUGGAAGAUGGCACACUCCCUUUCCACAACAUUAUCUCAGUGGAGGCAGCCAUCGACACCCACCAAGUACUCUACGGGUCCAUGGCUCAAGUGUCCUCUCAUACGAGUCGACUAAGAAAACAACUCGUCAAUGGCCUCCAUGCAUUGGAGCACGGAAACGGAAACCCUCUAUGCAAGGUGUAUGGCGAAGCAGGGAAUGGUGCGGACUUUGGACCGAUUGUGUCUUUCAACUUAAGGAAUAUCGCUGGGGCAUGGCUAAGUCUUGCCGAAUUCGACAAGAUUGCGACUUUGAAGCAGAUGCACGUCCGAACCGGAGGCAUGUGUAGCCCUGGUGGCCUUGCAUCCGCCCUGUGUCUCCAGCCGUGGGAGAUGAAGCGCAACUUCUCGGCGGGCCUUCGUUGCGGCACGGACAGCGAUCUCACGGACGGCAAACCAAGUGGCGUUAUUCGAGUUAGCUUCGGGGCCAUGAGUACUGCAUCGGAUGUCACUCGCUUCUUGGACUUUCUGAAGGAUUUCUUUAUCGAGGAUGAGCCCCCGAACCCGACGAUCCGGACGACCUUGCAUGCUUCAUCACGUGGUCUCCAGGUAAAAAGCCUCUCCGUCUUUCCUAUAAAGAGCUGUGGGCCUUUCGAAAUCCCGCCCGGGGUGCGCUGGGAGGUGAAGCGAGAGGGUUUGGCGUGGGAUAGAGAGUGGUGUCUGGUGCAUCGUGGCUCUGGCCAGGCUCUCAGCCAGAAGCGCUACCCGCAGAUGGCUCUGUUGAAGCCUGAGUUGGAUUUUGAACAAGGUACUCUGCGGAUUUCCUGCAGAGGGACCCCUCAACUAGGUUCGGCCGAAGUGCCCUUGUCACUUAAUCCGGAUCUAUUCGAGGACAACCCGCGGCAAAUCUCGUCUCGCGUCUGUGGCGAGUCUAUAUCAACUCAUUACUACAAGUCUCAGAGGAUCAACAGCUUCUUCUCCGAAGCUUUGGGCAUACCGUGUACCUUGGCUCGCUUCCCUGCUGGCGGGAAAGGCUCAGGUAGUCGGUCUUCGAAGGCCAGGAUCCAACAGUACCAGCAGGCGAAUACCCAUCAGAGACUACCCGGUUCAUUUCCUGAUAUACCAUCUCCUCCUGAUUCGGAUAGCGAGGUACAGCACCACGGAAAGAUACUUCUGUCAAACGAAAGUCCUAUUUUGAUGAUUCAGAGUGCGAGUGUUGCCGCACUCAAUAAGGGGAUUGAGGCAAGGGGCAGUGGCAGAGUUGAUGAAGCGUCGUUCCGUGCCAACAUUGUCUUUGGACCAAGCGGACAAGAUGACGAGGAGCACCCGUUUGCUGAAGACACAUGGCGGUCUAUUCGGAUAGGUUCUCAGGAUUUCAAGUUGCUCGGUGCGUGCCGACGUUGCCAGAUGGUAUGUGUGGACCAGCAGACCGGGGAGAAACGACAGGAGCCGUACUCUACCUUGGCCAAAACGAGGAGAUUUGACGGGAAAGUGUACUUUGGAUGCCACAUGCGGCACGAGCCGAGUACCAUCAGGAGAACCGCAGAGGAGCAGUGGCCGACCAUACAGGUGGGAGACCGGGUCACAGUUGAAGACAUGCACAUUUAG